Messenger RNA from Effrenium voratum, 835 nucleotides. The record is from the annotation of a GenBank genome assembly. Lineage: Eukaryota; Dinophyceae; Suessiales; Symbiodiniaceae.
AUGAAAGCGCUCCGCGUGCGGGUCGGCGUGCACGACCGCAUCCCGCAUGUCCCGCUGCAGGCCUCGCCCUCCAGAACUCACAGGCUCUUGAUGGUCUUCGGCGCCUCAGGAGGCUCCGGGUCUGCAGUGGUGGAGGCCGCCCUGGGGCGGGGCUUCAGAGUACGGGCCUUUGUUCGGAGCCGCGAGCGCCUCAGAGUGCAGCUGGGCAAUUUGAUCGACCACGAGAUGCUCGAGGUCGUGGAAGGGGACCUGCAGGACCCUGGCGCCGUGCAGGAUGCAAUUGCUGGUGCUCAGGCUGUCAUUUGCUCUGCUUGUGCCCGACCAGAGACAGCGCCGGGGCCAGUGGCCGCAGCUAUGCCCGCGAUAGUGAGCGCUUGCCGGAAAAACGAGGUGGAGCGGCUCGUGGUGCAGUCCUGCGCCCUUGCAGCAGUGCCAGGGGAGUGGUGGGGCCUGCUGACUCCCGCCCGCCUCGCGCGGGCAGUUGUGAGGUGGCAGAACAGUUCCAACAUCAUUGACGAUGCCGAGCGAACCAUGCAGUACUUGUAUAGAGAAGCGAAGGACGUUAAGUGGGUGGUUGCCAGGGCGCCGUGGCUUGAGGAGGGAGAGCCAUUGGGGGGCGUCGUGCCCAACCUGGACCCCUUCCGAGCGAGCACCUUGAGGUACUCCGACCUUGCAGAUUGGCUGCUGGAUCAAGUUCAGGGCGACGCCUACGUCGGGAAGAUGCCGCGGCUACGGUACCGCCCUGUUGAGCACCCAAUUUGAAUGGAGAAGCGCGGCAAGACGAAUCCAUCAAUUCAACCAGUUAAUCCAUCAACCAGAAGCUAGGGUUGAAACG